Messenger RNA from Dimorphilus gyrociliatus, 301 nucleotides. The record is from the annotation of a GenBank genome assembly. Lineage: Eukaryota; Metazoa; Annelida; Polychaeta; Dinophilidae.
UAUGAUAAGGAAAGAUGCUUACUUUUCUGAAUUGUAUCUGAUUUUGAUUUCGGACGCUCUUUUACUGGAUGAAGUUAUCUUGGAUUUGGAAUGCUUUAAAGUUACUUUCUUGACUAGGUUACCGCACGCUUCGUCAACCUGCUCAACGACUGCCUGUAACCUCAUUCUCAAGUACUUUCGUAAUAUUCUAAUAAGAGCGCCAUUAGUUAGGAUGAACGUUCCCAUAACGAUGAGGAAGAGAAUGGCAUUGAUGAUGACAAGCAGACAAUCUGGUAGAGAAGAACUCUCGGAUGGAGAGUAG